Molecule: messenger RNA, 1797 nt
Organism: Pseudozyma flocculosa PF-1
Lineage: Eukaryota; Fungi; Basidiomycota; Ustilaginomycetes; Ustilaginales; Ustilaginaceae
Exons: 1
Coding region: 1-1797 (598 amino acids)
Biological process (GO): L-homoserine metabolic process
Molecular function (GO): homoserine O-acetyltransferase activity; L-serine O-acetyltransferase activity
Source: RefSeq, a predicted model, not a curated record
AUGUCGCGGACCGCAAUGCUGUCUACCAGUCGCCUGCUCUUUGGAUCGACGACCGUCAGUCGACCUGCUCUGGCAGCCGCCUCUGCCUCUGCUGCACCUGCACCAUCACUCGCACCUUCGGCGAUUCCCAGCUCACGCCGCCCACGACUGGCGCGGACGAUACACGCGAGGCUCGGCGAAGCUCCAUCAGCCUGCGCAUCCUCCGACCACAAGACGCCAACCCAACCCCAUCGCAGCUUCGCGCAGCUGGCCUCGACCUGCGUGCCCUCAUCCUCGAACCCAUCGGCCGCCUUCCCCUGCAUCGACGCAAACGAGCAGCGAGCAGAACGUCUGAGGAGGCAGUACGCCCGUCAGGGUCCCGCUCUUGCAGUCUCUUUGCAGCAGCAGCAGCAGCCCGACGACACUCCAGCACCAUCCACCGAGGCUGAAGACGACGGACCCGAACCAUCCUACACCAAGGUCGUAUCCGGCUAUCAGACGUUCCACUAUCCCACCGAGUUCCCCCUCGACUACGGAGGGAAGCUGCCAUCCUUCCAGCUCGCCUACGAGAGCUGGGGCACUCUUUCGCCAGCCAGGGACAAUGUCAUCCUCCUCCACACUGGCCUCUCGGCCUCGUCGCAUGCCGCCAGCACACCCUCGAACACCGCAAAGGGGUGGUGGGAGGACUUCAUCGGUCCGGGCAAGCCGCUCGACACCGACAAGUACCACAUCAUCUGCACAAACGUCCUCGGCGGAUGCUAUGGCUCCACCGGUCCAUCCUCGCCCGACCCGCUCGACCCCAGCGGCGCCGCCUAUGGCACCCGCUUCCCCAUCCUCAGCGUGUUUGACAUGGUCCGCGCUCAGUUCCUCCUCCUCGAUCACCUCGGCAUCGACCGACUCUAUGCAAGCAUCGGCAGCUCCAUGGGCGGCAUGCAGAGUAUCGCCGCCGCCCACCUAGAGCGCGAGCGUGUCGGCAGGCUGGUCAGCAUCAGCGGAUGCGCCCGCAGCGCCCCCGCCAGCAUCGCGCUGCGGUACGCCCAGCGCAGCGUCCUUAUGUCGGACCCCAACUGGAACCGGGGCUUCUACUACGCGCCUGGCCAGCUGCCUCCGCACACUGGCAUGAAGCUGGCGCGGCAGAUUGCCACGUUCACCUACCGUAGCGGUCCGGAGUGGGAGCAAAGGUUCGGACGGGCGCGGCGCAUCGCCUCUAGCACCGCUGCCGCCCAGCAGCGAAGCACAAUCGGCGGGUCCGGGCCUGGCGGCGAGACGGUCGAGCAAGAGCUGGACCCUGCACUGUGCCCCGACUUCCUCAUCGAGACCUAUCUCGACCAUCAGGGCGAACAGUUCUGCCUCAAGUACGACGCCAACUCCCUCAUCUACAUCUCCAAGGCCAUGGACCUCUUUGACAUGUCGGACCACGCCCUCGCCGAUGUCGAGCGGCGACGUACCCACGCCCACGGCGAGGAGGUUGGCGCAGGGUUGGCGCCUUCGUGCGGCGAGGACGGCGCCAAGAUUGCCCCGGCGCCCCGACCGCGGGCUCGCAAGCACAUCUCGACCCUCUCCUCGCCCGCCGCCCACGCAUACGUCCCCGCGCUGGCGAGGGGCCUCUCGAGAUUGGGCGACAUCCCGACACUGGUGAUCGGCGUCCAGAGCGACAUCCUCUUUCCCGUCGAACAGCAGCGAGAGAUCGCAGAGUGCCUUCGGUUGAACGGCAACGAUCAAGUGAGGUACUACGAGAUCGACGCCCCCCACGGCCACGACAGCUUCCUCAUCGACGUGGCCAACGUUGGCGGGGCUAUCAAGGGCUUCCUGUCUUGA